UCUCUCUCUCUCUCUCUCUCUCUCUCUCUCUCUCUCUCUCUCUCUCUCGGGGCAGUUAAGGACUCCGUACAACAAAAGGAUGUUAUGCAUAUAUCUACAAGCAUAUCCCUCUCUCAUCUCACUAUAGGAAUAUCUCACCAUUAAAGUUUCAGCAGACAUUAACAGUGGUUAGUGUGGAACUUGUUAAAAGGAUAAUCAAAUGGAUGAUCGAAUAAGUGUAUUGCCGGAUGAAAUUGUAUGCACCCUGUUAUCCCUCUUGACAAUGAAAGAAGCAGCAAGAACUAGUGUUCUUUCUCACAGAUGGGAAAAUUUGUGGAAGUAUUUCACAGGUAGUCUAGAUUUUGAUGGUUCAAAGACAAUGGAUCGGAUGGAGCAGGAAAUGGAAAUUUCACUUGAGAAUUUUGAAAUGUCACUUAAGACUAUAGAAAUGUCACUUGAGACUGAAAGGGCCAAGUAUAUAAAUUGGGUGAAUAAAGUCUUGAAUUUGCAUCAAGGCCAAGAUAUUGACGGAUUUAGAGUGUGUUUUGAUUUGGAUAAGAAGUCUGCGUGCAUUAUUGACGGAUGGAUAAACUUUGCAAUGGGGAAAAGAGUUAGGCGGCUGGAGUUGGACCUGAUUGAGUGUUCUGCUGUUCGGAUUGGCCAAUCUUAUACUUUUUCAUUGAGCUCGCUUCGUGUUUUAAACGUUAGUUCAUUGACUGCCCUUUGCUUGCGAAAUGUGGACAUGACGGAUGAAGUUCUUGCUCAUUUCUUGUCAAAUUGUCCAUUGAUUGAAGAAUUGUCUUUGAUGGAAUCAGAGUCCCUGGUUAAUAUCAAGAUAGCCAGUGCUCUUAAGUUGAAGCGCUUGGAGCUUAUCAUUUGUAACAGUUUGAAAAACGUUGAGAUUUCAGCUAUAAAUCUGGUCUCAUUUAAGUAUUUUGGGCCUCGUAUAAAUAAUCCUUUUAAGAACGUUCCCCUCCUCUCUGAGGUAUCCAUGGGAGGCUCUCAUUGGGAGCGUGUUGUUUGUGACCCCUUUUCCUCUCUUUCUGGAGUGCUCUAUCAGCUAGAGACGCUCGUACUGCGCCUAGAUUUUGAGUUUUCAGAUAGAGGUUGUUUUACCCGAACAACGUUUCCCGAAUUUCUUAAUCUCAAGAAGGUGGAAUUGCAAGUUACUGCAUAUUCAGAUCAAAGCAUCCUUUGCCUCACUUCCUUGAUAGAUGCAUCUCCUUGCUUGUACAAGCUUGUGUUGAAGUUGCGGUACUCUAGUCGUUGCUUUAGCGAACCAGAUACUGAAGCCGAGGAAUUCGCUGUUUGGCGAAGAGGAAAGCCGAGGGAGGAGGGUAGAAGCAGGAGACUUGAAUGUCUUAAAGUGGUGGAAAUUGCUGGGUGGGUUGGCAAUACAAGUGACACUGAGUUUGCUCUAAAUUUACUUGAGAAUGCUGCAUUGCUUGACAAGAUAAUUAUAGAUCCUAGUCACCCAUCUUUCCUACAACGUAGGGUGUCUACAUGUUGUUGGAAUGCCGAGCCAAAUGUUCUUGCUGGGGCAAGGGAACGUGCCAAACUGCUAGAGACAAAACUGCCCCCAGGGACUGAAUUAGUUAUUGUAUGUUAAUUAUCUGAAUUGUCGUCUAUACACUUGAAACUGUUGUUAGCCAAUGUUGUGAGACUAUUUAUGGUUAGUUUUAUCGGGUUUGUUUCCCA
Rhododendron vialii is the source of this 1677-nucleotide messenger RNA. RefSeq names its product F-box/LRR-repeat protein At2g42730-like. Lineage: Eukaryota; Viridiplantae; Streptophyta; Magnoliopsida; Ericales; Ericaceae. The transcript has 5 exons. Bases 200 to 1588 code for a protein of 462 amino acids. The record is from RefSeq and is a predicted model, not a curated record. Gene Ontology annotation, molecular function: protein binding.